AUGGCACCUGUCGAAGCCAAACAAACGCACAUGCACGAGAACCCAUCGGACUUCAACACCGAGGCGAGCUUCCCGCGGUUUGCUGAGCUCAUCCCAAACACAACGGUCACGGUAGGCCGUGACGCGCUGUUGGCCUGCGUGGUGGAUAAUCUGAAAGGCUACAAGGUGGCCUGGGUGCGGGUGGACACGCAAACCAUCCUUUCGAUACACCACAACGUGAUAACGCAGAACCCACGCAUUAGCCUCACCUACAACGACCACCGGUCCUGGUAUCUGCACAUCCGCGAGGUGGAGGAAAACGAUCGGGGCUGGUACAUGUGCCAGGUCAACACCGAUCCCAUGAGAUCGCGCAAGGGCUUCUUACAGGUCGUCGUACCACCAGCGAUCGUCGAAGCGCAGACGAGCAACGACAUGGUCGUCCGUGAGGGCACAAACGUGACGCUCAACUGCAAGGCGAAAGGAUUUCCCGAACCAUAUGUGAUGUGGCGUCGGGAGGACGGCGAUGAAAUGGCCAUUGGCGGUGAGAAUGUCAACGUCGUCGAUGGUGAGAUUCUUUACAUCACGAAAGUGAGCAGACUCCACAUGGCGGCCUAUCUGUGCGUCGCCUCGAAUGGCGUGCCUCCGUCGGUCAGCAAGCGGGUGCAGUUGCGAGUACAAUUUCCACCGAUGCUGUCCAUCCCGAACCAGCUGGAAGGAGCGUACGUUGGACAGGACGUCGUGCUCGAGUGCCACACGGAGGCUUAUCCGGCAUCGAUCAACUACUGGACGACGGAGCGUGGCGACAUGAUCAUAUCCGAUCUCUCCCGCACGGGCGAUAAGUUCGAAACGAUGUCCCGCAACACCGGCUACACGAAGUACAUGAGCCUGAAGAUUCGCAACGUCGGACCGGCGGAUUUUGGCUCGUACCGAUGCGUGGCGAAAAACUCAUUAGGCGAAACCGACGGACUAAUCAAAUUGGACGAAAUACCGGCCCCGACGACAAUAUUGACAACCGAAUCACUUUAUAACAAUCGAUCAAAAGGGCGAAAAGCCAACAAAAAGCACGAUCCCAUGAUGGUCGGCGAUUAUGGCGUGGAGGAGUGGAAAGAAAAUGGCCCAUCGAUACGACACCCACCGGGUGCGUUCCACAAUGCAUCUUCGACUGUCCGAACGGCAACGUGUGGUGUGUUCGUCCUGCUGCAGCUACUCUCGGCGCUUCUGCACGUGUACCACCUACACCACCUGCUGGCACCAUCAGCAACCGGACGUAGAAGAUGAAAGCGAAACCACCUGAACGUCCCGCCCGAGCGCGUGCCAUCGAAGUAGCCAUCGAUGCCAGCCAAGGAUA
This is a messenger RNA of Anopheles nili, 1327 nucleotides long. RefSeq names its product lachesin (gene DIP-kappa). The transcript is spliced from 11 exons. The record is from RefSeq and is a predicted model, not a curated record. Lineage: Eukaryota; Metazoa; Arthropoda; Insecta; Diptera; Culicidae. Gene Ontology annotation, cellular component: neuron projection. Bases 1 to 1257 code for a protein of 418 amino acids.